This is a messenger RNA of Amyelois transitella, 1570 nucleotides long. RefSeq names its product protein embryonic gonad. Gene Ontology annotation, molecular function: sequence-specific DNA binding; zinc ion binding; DNA-binding transcription factor activity. The coding region runs from base 64 to 1062 and encodes 332 amino acids. The transcript has 3 exons. Gene Ontology annotation, biological process: regulation of DNA-templated transcription. Lineage: Eukaryota; Metazoa; Arthropoda; Insecta; Lepidoptera; Pyralidae. The record is from RefSeq and is a predicted model, not a curated record.
UAGUUUUUGUGACUGAAACUUUCGAUUUGUUAGCCGGUGGCUUGAAAAUUUUCACAUUCAAAGAUGAACCAGCAAUGCAAAGUGUGCGGGGAGCCUGCGGCGGGCUUCCACUUUGGCGCGUUCACGUGUGAAGGCUGCAAGUCGUUCUUCGGGAGGACAUACAACAAUAUAUCGUCGAUAUCUGAAUGCAAGAACAACAGCGAAUGUGUCAUCAAUAAGAAGAACAGGACGGCCUGCAAAGCAUGUAGAUUACGAAAAUGCCUCCUUGUUGGCAUGUCUAAAUCUGGGUCAAGAUACGGCAGGAGAUCCAACUGGUUCAAAAUCCACUGCCUUCUACAAGAACAGCAGCAACAACAAAUAAGUCAUCUACAUACCAACAAAUCACCGCCUAACUUCAACACAUCCAUCAAUCCAUCGUUUCUGCCAAACAAUCUAUUACCAGCGGCCGCUCUGGCCGAAUAUUACAAGAACUCAGAGAAGAAUCAUUUCACUGAUGACGUUACCAGGCAAAGCGUCUCACCAUCGGACUCAGGCGCAUCAUCAGCUGAUCCGGAAGACGACAAUAGUUCAAGAAGCACCAGUGGUCUAAGCAUCUUCAGACCGACAUCUUCUCCAAGUAGUGAGAAAGAUGUUAGAUUACAAGUUGUAAGAAAUCAAACUAAAGAUGUGAGAAGAAGAAAACCACUAACAAUGCCACCGUCUCCUUAUGGGCCGUUGUCAGCUUCACCGAGUUUUUCACCAAGACCGUUUCUGCCUGCAUCUUUACAGAAUUUCAGAAAUGUCCCACCAGCAGUUGCUACUUGGCAAGUAAGGAAUGGAGGUGAAACUAUACUACAUUCUCCGGCGGUAGCUGGCGUAGCAAUAGACCAAGAUCAACCCAUAGAUCUCUCAAUAAAAUCUACAGCUGUUCUAUAUAGAAGCCCUAAAAAUGAUGAAGUCAGCGAUUCAGAACCUGAGCUGAGAAUUGAUUUGGGUGAAGACACUACUAAGGACAUAAUGAAGAAUCCUCUUGAUCUGUCUCUAGUUCCGAAAAGGACUGAAGAAGUGCCAAUGACGGGUUGAACAUAUUAAGCCACGUUUCUUUUUUAUUUAUUGUGUAAAUACUAAUCGAUUGUAUUUUAAAAAUACUCUGCCAUACAGUAUUUAAGAAACUUGUACAUUCCUUCUUUUCGUUUACCUGAUUUGACUACCAGUUUUUAGUAAGUUAUAAUAAUUAAUUGUUUAAGUCGACUGUCGCGAAUGAAAGUUUCAAUAUAGUAGUUUCUUAAGAAAUUUCAUAAUUUUGCUCAAUUCGAUAAAAUCGUCGAUAAAAUCGGCAGUCUAAAACUAGGGUACAAGCUGAUAUUGAAAGGAUCUGUGUAACUACAAUUUUUUUGUAUUAUUUCUUGUAUUUCUUCUUUCUUCUAUAGAGCUCACUUGUACGAGUAUUUGUAGCAGCUAUUCGAUGGUGUCAUAUUAAAGAAAGGUUAAGUUAAUUUCUCUUAUGUAAGUUACUUAAAUGCCAGUCUCAAAACUAUGCCAGUGUUAUUUUUACCAGUAGUUUUAUUAGAAUAAUGGGAUCCACGGCCAG